ACACUGACAAACUCUGAGUGUUGAGUCGGCUGAAUGAGGGCACAGCGUGCUGAAGGCUGGAGCUGCUCUGUCUCUUUAAGAGCGGAACCCUUCACUGAAACAAACGCUCAACCCCCAACGAGUCACUGAAGCUGUCAAUCAGCGGUCGGCACUCUUUGAUCUUCGCACUACUGGCCUGCUCUGGGGCUCAAAAGCACUAUUUGUUGCUGCCGGGCUCCAUUACUUUCAAGUUGCGGAGGUCCUCCAUAGCACAACAACUUUUUUCACCCCCUCAUCCAUUUGAACCGCGUGAGCUCCUAAAGAACAAGAACAAGAAAGUUUUCUUGUUUUUUUGUCACAGGAAACAGGCAGCGUUUUUAAUUUCUUUUUCAAGAGCAAAAUGCCGCAGCUCAACAGUGGAGGGGGUGAUGAUCUCGGUGCCAACGAUGAAAUGAUUUCUUUCAAAGACGAAGGUGAGCAAGACGAGAAAAUCCAAGAAAACGCUUUUACGGAGGGGGACCUGGCUGACCUCAAGUCGUCUCUGGUGAAUGAAUCGGAGAUAAAUCAAAACUCAAACGCAGCGGUGGUUAGAAGGGGACAACAAGACGAACAGAGAGUUUACGCAGAGAAACACAGAGAACAUCUUGACGAAGUCCCAAAACAUCAAGAUGGAGGGAUGUACAAAGCACCAUCCUACUCUGGAUACCCCUUUCUGAUGCUGCCGGACCCAUAUCUUCCUAACGGCCCAGUGUCACCAUCUGCUAACAAAGUGUCAGUGGUACAGCAACCUCAUGGGAUGCACCCGCUCACGUCGCUUCUGCCCUACAGCAACGAACAUUUCAACCCCAGCCCUCCGCACCUGCCAACAGACAUGAGCCAGAAGCCAGGCGUUCACAGGCAUCAGUCCCAGGACCUCACCAGCUUCUACCCCCUGCCCCCAGGUGGAGUUGGCCAAAUCACCCCAUCCAUGAGCUGGCAAAGUCAGCCUGUGUAUCCACUCUCUUCGUGUGGCUUCAGGCAGCCCUACUCCUCGAGUCUUCCCAGCAGCUCCUCCUACUCCAGGUUCUCUCACUCUCUGAUGUUGGGGCCGUCUAGUAUGCACCCUACAGGGAUCCCACACCCAGCUAUAGUGCCCCCAUCGGGCAAACAAGAGCAUGACCAGUUUGACAGGAACAUGUAUGCUAAGCCUCAUUCUGAGCCAAAGAGAGAAAGAGAGCCCAAGAAGCCAGUCAUCAAGAAGCCUCUAAAUGCCUUCAUGCUUUAUAUGAAGGAGAUGAGGGCAAAAGUCAUUGCAGAAUGCACUUUGAAGGAGAGCGCAGCAAUCAAUCAGAUCCUGGGACGCAGGUGGCAUGCUCUGACUCGUGAGGAACAGGCUAAGUACUACGAGCUUGCCAGGAAAGAGCGGCAGCUCCAUAUGCAACUCUAUCCCAGCUGGUCUGCCCGAGACAACUAUGGCAAAAGAAAAAGGAGAAAAAGAGACAAGCAACAAGAUUCUACCACAGGAGGAAAAAGAAGUGCAUUCGCUACCUUCAAGGAGGACAGUGCACCAGCCCCCAUUCUUCCGAUGGAAGUGCUAUAGACUCGCCCUCCUCUCCUGUCCAUCACCUGCCACAGCCCACCUCUCCUUCACACUGCCCCUCACUUUGCCUUACGUCACCAAUCAGCAAUCUCCAUACAGCACAGAACAGAAAACACUCCAACACUCUGCCCUGUCCUCUCAGAUCCAGUAAACUCUCUCUUGCCUUCAGCAGAGUUAAAACAGACAACUGUCCAUAACCUCCAGCCAGGCUGCCCUGUACCCCAGGCCCACUAACAUCAACACCCAUCUGCCUCCAUUCAAAUCCACCUGCUCGUCAUCCGCCAAGACCUUCACUAGAGACGGCAUGGAAUACAGAUCAGACAUCGGGAGCCUAUACCAGCACCAAGCACAAAAGGAAAAUGCUAACCGUGGACAGUCUUAUAUCCUGUCUAAGGUGUUUUGUGCUUUGGUUUGCCCUCUUCUUCCAAGUGGAGAAAGAGCAGCUAUUCCUUUCUAAUCAGUGAAGGCAUUUUCUUUUAUAAUAGAUUCCACAGGUGCUUCCCCACAUGGCGAGUAAAAGUCAGAAAAUGUUUUCAAAUGAUCAAGAGCAAGUUUUCUGUAAAUGUUGUCAUGACUACACAUUACAGUUAAUGGCAAUGCAUUAUUGAAUGAAAACCCUACAAUGGGUGUUCAAUCUUAUCCUCAAAGAAGACAGUAUGGCUGCAGGUUUUCACUCCAAACAAGCUGAAGUACACCUGAUUCUACUUGUUUAAUCAGUUGGUCUUAGCCUUCAAACAUUUUAUCAGGUGACCUUCUGCUUUGUUGGAGUGAAAACCUGCAGUCACACUGGCCCUCUAAGAUUGGAAAAAGAUUGGGCACUGCCCUACAACAUCCAGGAUCAACCUGUGUAUCCAGAAAACUUAUCCCAAGUCCUUCCAUUUCCCUGGUUUGGCCUGUAAAACUUUCUUGAAAAACCAAAUGCGUUCUAUUUCAAGUGUUGUAAAUCUGUUUUUUAUAGAUAUGGAAUUCUCUAUAUAUAAUUAAACUUUUAUAUGUUUUUAUGUAAAAAAAAAAGAAAAAAAUUGGUUGUUUUCAUAGUCUUUCUGUUUUUCUUACAUUAAAAAAGCCACUUUUGAAAAUAGAUUUUGUUCUAUAGAGUUGAAAUAGUGUGUAGUAUGUCUGUCAUUGAUCCAAACACCACUGUGUAAAAUGAAGUAUGUGCAUGUCUUUUCAGCAUCAGAAAUAGUCAGCAAAAAAAGAAAAUGCUUCAUGUCUGUGCUGUCAAACUGCUCUAUAUGCAAGCCAAUCAGUAUUCAUUCAAUGAAUCUAUUCUGACAUGGAAUAAAAGUGCAAGUUUCCCAUGUUCAAAUGGAGCGUUCAUUUAAGUCAAUAUAAUGUCCGAAUAUGGUUCUUCUGCUGCACUCAAACUACUGUGCUUGUUCACCUCAUAUACAGCAGAGGGAGCUGUUCUACAUGACUGCUCCUUUUAUCUACUCUAUGUAUUUAAAAAAGAAAAAAAAAUCAGUAUUCAUGACCGACAAUACACGCAAAGUAAACUUAGACAUUUUUUCCUCUCUAUUUUAAUACAAGUGGAUUUGUUAUUUUUCUUUGGUGGAACAUCAUUUUGAUUACAUUAAACUAUUUUGGAAAUCUG
Colossoma macropomum (tambaqui) is the source of this 3152-nucleotide messenger RNA. RefSeq names its product transcription factor 7 (gene tcf7). The record is from RefSeq and is a predicted model, not a curated record. Gene Ontology annotation, cellular component: beta-catenin-TCF complex. Bases 380 to 1558 code for a protein of 392 amino acids. Lineage: Eukaryota; Metazoa; Chordata; Actinopteri; Characiformes; Serrasalmidae. The transcript has 11 exons. Gene Ontology annotation, molecular function: DNA-binding transcription factor activity, RNA polymerase II-specific; RNA polymerase II cis-regulatory region sequence-specific DNA binding. Gene Ontology annotation, biological process: regulation of transcription by RNA polymerase II; canonical Wnt signaling pathway.